UACACAAAGACACUAAAAUUCAGCCAAGCGCCGCACAGCACCACAAACAGGCAAGCAGACAACACCGCUCUUCCUCCCUUCACUCCCCGACAGCUCGCUCGCCAUGUUCCGCUGCGGGAUCGCCUACCCACGCUGCAGGUGGAUCGUGCCCCUGCUGCUGCUCUUCGCCAUCAUCUUCGACAUCAUCGCGAUCGCCGCCACGUCGGGCUGGGUGACGGACGAGGAGGGCAAGACGCACUACGCCAGCAUGUGGGAGCAGUACCACGGACGCAACGACCAGUGGGAGGGCAAGUCCCUCAUGGAGUUCCCAUGGGCGCAGGCGGUGGCCGCCCUGAUGAUCCUCGGCCUCCUCAUCCUCAUCGGCGCCUUCAUCCUCUCCUGCGUGGCUCUGUGCUGCUCGCUCAACGUCACGCUGCUGCCCUUCAUCGGAAUGAUGCUUAUUGUUGUCGUGGUGCUGCAGGUGAUCGCCCUUAUCAUCUACCCGGUCAAGUUCAACGAGCAGAUCUUCGAGGGCCACUACUACUACACGUGGGCCUACGGCUUCGCCUGGGGCGCCACCCUGCUGUGCAUCGGCUGCGCUGUGCUCUUCUGCUGCCUGCCGCGCUAUGAGGACGAGCUUACCGGCCUGGCCAAGACUCAGUACCUCUACACGUCUGCCUAAAGCCCCUCCUACCCCGACCACCACCAGCAGCAUGUCCUCCUCCAUUUUGGAACACUUGUACACUUCCACCCCAAUUCAAGAUGGAGGUCGCAUCAGAAUCGCCAAUAAAAGAUGGAGGUUGCAUCAGCAUCGUCCGUAGUAACCAGUUUAUCCCUCACAGCUUCUACAUACAAAACAUCACCAAAGUGCCUACGCGUCAUGGCGAAUGAUCAUAGCGAUUGUUCCGGAGUGUUUGAUCUGGAACAAUUGAUAUGGAGCAAUUUUUCCUGAUUGAUCCAGCGCUUUUUUCUGAAGACCUUGAUCUGGAGUAUUAUAUCCAAGGGGAUUUAAUCCAGAGCAAUUGAUCCGGAGCAAUUGAGCUAGCCCACCAUGAAAUUCUAACCAUAAACGGAAUAAAACUGAUCCGUUGAGAUUGAUUCGCAGCAAAUGUUCCAGACCAAAUGAUCCGGCGCGAUUGUUUUUGGAGCGAUUGAUCCGGCGCGAGUAAUCUGCAGCAAAUGAUUUGGAGUUUGUUCGUUUUGUAUGGCCCCUAAUACGUUCCCCACUGGGAAUUUCACACAUUGUAAUUGUCACUUGCUCGCUUCUUGUGUCACAGUGCAUACAAAAUGUGGUUAAAUGUCAUCUUUGCACUUCUUUUCUUGGUAUUUUCAGUGUUCAUUUGUACUUCUUUUGCCUACGCAUUCUUUAUUUGUAUUCAUUAUUUAUCCCAAAGAGGCACCGGGAGGAUUAACUUCACUUUGCAUUUUACGCUGUGUGAUGUAAUUGCGGUAAAAUAUUCAAUAUUUGGUAAUAUUUCAUCUUUUAGGGAAAUUAGGAUUUUUAAAAGAUGUCAUAAUCUGUGUGCUGCCUUGAUUGUGAUAUUAACAUUUUUUGUUGGUUUAGAGGGUGUGUACCCCAAAUGUGUUUUUUUUGUUUUUUUUUUAAUUAAUUAUUUGUAUGUUUGGGUUUUAACGAGUCAAAGAGGGACCUAACAUUAUUCUGUAUGGAAAACACCAAAAUCCUUCAUCUGAUGUGCCUUAGCUGCUCCAAUGUCAGAUUUUUGCUUCAAAACACUGUACUAGACCUCCUUGUUUGAUGUAUUAUGAGAGUAAAAAAAAAACAGAGCCUAUUCUAGCCGGCAACUCGUAGAAAUAACUACUGUGUGAAUCAUAACUGACAGGCUAAAUAAAAAAAGACUACAGUAUAUGAUAAAUAUUUGAAUACAGGGAUUGAUUAUAGCAGGCUGCAUGUGUGUUGAUGGGCAGGUGAAAAAGGACUACUGUACUACGACUGUAUUAACGCUCUGUCAAGCCUUCCUGUGGGUGUGUUUUCAAUAACCAUUUGCUUAUUAUUUUUCCUGCUUUAGUGUGAACUGAAUCUCUUUUUUGUAGUUGGUAUUUUUAUCCAAUAAACAGUUUUGUUUUGACAAAA
Molecule: messenger RNA, 2071 nt
Organism: Phycodurus eques (leafy seadragon)
Lineage: Eukaryota; Metazoa; Chordata; Actinopteri; Syngnathiformes; Syngnathidae
Gene: perp
Product: p53 apoptosis effector related to pmp22
Exons: 3
Coding region: 104-661 (185 amino acids)
Biological process (GO): cell-cell adhesion
Cellular component (GO): cell-cell junction; membrane
Source: RefSeq, a predicted model, not a curated record